Molecule: messenger RNA, 4617 nt
Organism: Manihot esculenta (cassava)
Lineage: Eukaryota; Viridiplantae; Streptophyta; Magnoliopsida; Malpighiales; Euphorbiaceae
Product: CST complex subunit CTC1
Exons: 16
Coding region: 134-4231 (1365 amino acids)
Biological process (GO): telomere maintenance via telomere lengthening; positive regulation of DNA replication
Cellular component (GO): CST complex
Molecular function (GO): single-stranded DNA binding; telomeric repeat DNA binding
Source: RefSeq, a predicted model, not a curated record
UAGUCCCGGUGGACUGCGAAGGAAAAACAUUUAAAAUUCCCCCGACAAAAGUUCCCGCUCUGUUCCUUCUCAUCUUAUUCACUCUGAAACUCUGCUUCAUCAAAUCCCUAGUCUUGUGGAAGAAGUUUUAAACAUGGGAGAAACUGAAAGGCUCCUCACAAUCUCAGAGCUGAUCCGUCGUGGUCGGCCAUUCACGGCGGCAUUCUCACUCAAUUCCUCGCCGACCAUUUCUGUUUCUCGUCCAUCAUCCAAACCAAUGUCAAUGUCGGAUGAAAAACCCCAAUCCCAACCUUCAUCUUCUGGUCUCUCGUCUAAAUCUAACCCUAUACCUAAAAUCCUUGCACCUUUGAUUGGACCGGCGAUCCUUAUUGGAACCCUACUUCUUCCUGCUGAAACCCUAAAUUGCCCGAACAAGAAUUGCUUUCAGUUCUCGGAUGGUUCAUCCACCAUUUGCUGCGAUAUUCUCGAUUUUAGUGUCCGUGCAGUCGGGAAGAAGAUUCAUGUCCUCGCUUGGAAUUUCAUUCCUCUAAAACAUUCUGGUGGUGGAUUUUUAGAGAUUAUCCGAUGGAAUUUUCCGGAUUCAAGUAGAAGCUCCCUUUCCCGCUGCUCCAGUGUAGAUUCUAUUCCUAUUGUUUCUGGUUCUCCUUCCCCUCCUACUCCUAUCGCAGACAAUUCCAAGGCUCGUUGUCUCGUUCAUGGUCCAAUCGAAUCAAUAAGUCCUGUUACACUCGUUCCAUGUUCAACUGGUGCUAGCGAGACUAACAAUCUUCGCGGGUUUAUUGUACAAAUUAGAGUUUGCGAGUGUAAAUUAUGUAAUUCUAAGGAGUCGAUUACAAUUUUACAUAAUUUAGCUCAAGGACAGCAUCCUCAUUGUUUUCUACAACCUUUGUUUGUAUAUUUCUUUGGUCCUUCUUGGAGGUGGCAUCCUGUGAUUACCAAGCUUGUAGGAAAUGUUGUCACGCUAUCAGGGCUUAAAAAGAAGUUGGUUUUUAUAGGGAAAGAGGAGUCUCAAUUGAUGUUUGUAACCACAGAAAAUUCUGUUUUGCAUUUGCCGAGGUUAUCCAACAAAUGGUCACCAUUUAUGAAAAAUAUUGUGGGAAAAGGGGAAUGUGGUGCUUAUACUGGCGUUGUCAAGGGUGUAUACAUGCGAGGAAUGGUAAUUGAGCUGGACAAAGAAGUGUGGCUUUUACUAUCUGAUCAAUUGCUAACUGCACCACACAGUCUUAGGGUUGGCGCCAUUAUUUCUUUGAAGAAUGUGCAUUUUGUUAAUCCAAAAUUCACUUGGACGCAAAUGCUCAUACUUGGGACUUGCUUAAAGACUAGUAUUACUGUAGAGUCAUUCUCACCAUUGGAAACAGGGUGUAAUGUAGUUUACCAAUCACAAAGUCAGCUGGGGAAGUUUAUUGAUUCCUUGAAUUAUUCUGCCAGGCUAUGGGUAAUACUCGUUGUUUCAAGUUUUCGCAAGAAGUUUGCUGGAAUUUUGUCUGAAAAAGAUAUCUUGGGUUCAAAACAUAAGGAAGGACUGGCUCAGAUGUUUUCUAAUUCACAUUUACCUCCAUCAGUGACUCGAGCUCGGCAUGGAAUAAUUGAAGAAUUAUGCAAGCACAGCUCAUGUGGCUGUGAUAGUGAAGCAUAUUGUGCUAACCUGAAAUUGGUGGCACCUAUCUCUACCUUUCUCCAUCAUUGUGAGACCAUGUGGAUGAGAGCACCAUUGCAAAUGGAGAGAAAUUUUCACAUCUUGCAUGAUGAUACUCAAUUUAAUCUAGUAUCAUUUAAGGGAAGAUCUCCUAGUAUGACACUAAGGAGGAUGUUUCGAAGUGAAGAUAUAGGUGUUUCUCUUCUUGGAAGCCUAAAGAUUUCCCCAUCUUCUGGAAGGUUGCAGUUAGUUGAUGCAACUGGGAGCAUUGAUGUCAUAGUACCUGAUCUCCCAUCUGGUUGGAAGUCCGAUGGCUUCUAUGAGGUUAUAGACUAUAAUCUAAUUAUGGAAGGCACGCCUAACUUUGUGGAUCAUCCAGGAUUGCCUGUCAUGGAGUCAUUCUCAUGCAGGCAUAUCUUUGAUUACACCCCGUUGGCAAGAGAGAUGAAUUUGACAAUUUAUAUCAAUUUUCACUUAGGCAAUACAACUUGCAGUAAUCUUCCCUUUUAUCCUUGUGUGGACAGCAAUUAUGAAUUUAUGGAACUUCAAGGGGGAAGAUUUCAUCUGAUAUGUAUAACACACAAAUAUCCUGUGCUACAGAAGUUUAAAGGUGAGCCAGUGAUAACAGAUUAUUACACUGCAUUUGCUGAGGCCAUUAUCUUGCCCUGGGAUCUGUUUCUUCCUGUGAAAGAUGGAGCUGUGCUUCCCGUUAAUAUUUCAGGGGAUUGGCUUGAUGAGCCAUCAGAACAUUUUAUCAUUGAAAAUUACCAGGAACAUCUGUCCUAUAAGAAGCGUAAAAUUGAUCAGGCAUCAAGCCAGGCUUCUAAGGGAUCCAAUGAGGGGGAAUGUGGAAACUUGAGUUCUCUUGAAAUUCCAUGCUUGGCUACUGUUAGAACUGCUUAUAGUUGCAACUUGGUUGAUUCAGGAAAACUGUGCUUCACAAAAUCUAAAGUAAAAGUUGGUGCUGACUGUAAACUGAGUGCACAAAGGGUGUUGCUAGAAUUCAAUUCUGAAAAUUUUUCCAAGUAUCAGGUGCUGCAGAUCGGCAGUUAUUACAUCAUAAACCACCAUCCAGAAGAAUCCUUCUGUAUUGUUAAGGACUGCUGUAGUGUUAAUUGUGAUAAAGUUUUUAUAUCUUCCAGAACACACAUGUGGGGACUUUCUUUCUCUUCUGAUGAGGUAGUCACACAUAAUAAAAUGUCAAGCCUUCCUUCUCAAAAUGAUUAUUCUAUAAGGUGUAGAGAAGUUCCUCUAAGUGAUCAAGUUGAACUAUUCUUGAGGUCCAUCGGUAAUUUUCCAGAAUCUUCUUCAGAUGUUUGUCUUCAUCUCUCUGCCAAUGCAAAGGUUUUUUUGGAAGUAAAGCUUAAUGAAGCAAAAGAAUCACACAUUGAGCCUCUUACGACACAAGAAGAGACUUCAAAUGAUUCUCCUAAUGUUUUGACCACAAUGUCUUCACCUAAUUUAUCUUUUGGAUCUCUUGAUUUUCCUUGCCUUUUUCCAGAGGGAAAUUUGACAUCCGUGUGUGGAGAUGUGGUUGACAUUCAUGGUUUUGACUGCAAUUCUGCCAAUGUCCAUUUAAGCUGUGAAAACUUAGAUGAUGAUCUUCACAUGAAAUUCUUUCAGGGAAGCACAAACAUUUCUCGUAUUCAUGUUUUGGUGGAUAAUCAAAUGGUGAGCAUUUUAGGUUCCCUUAGCAAACAUGCAUAUCUUGUUGGAUUUGGACCUGGUGUUAAUGCAACAUUUCAUCGAAUUCUCAAAUUGAGGGUGGCAAAUAAGUUCAAGCUGACACCUGUAUCAUUUAUUGUCUUGAACUCCAUAAGGGUUGGUAAUGGACCAUAUAGUGAAAAAUCUUUUAAAAUCUGCUCUACAUUGUGUAUGUCAUCAGCUGCCUCUUCGGACAAUGUUUCUUCUGGUAUUAUUUCUGAAUUCAUUCAGUGCUCAGAUUGCAAGCCUAUGCGAUUUAGUUGCAGGGUCGUUGCUCUCCAUGUAUUGGUUUUGGAGAACAAUAUAAAAUAUUAUGGUGUGCUUUCUAGAGCUCAAGCUAUGCCAAACUUUGUUGAUAUUCCGCUUGUGGGUUUUGUGUUGGAUGAUGGAUCGUCCACAUGUUGUUGCUGGGCUAAUGGUGAAAGAGCAGCAACUCUGCUGAGGCUGCAUGAAGAACUCCCACUGAGGGCAUUUGUAAGCAGUGGCUGCACGUUGCAGUGUGUGGGAGUAGACAAGAGUUUCACGAAAAGUACUAUGUUUCAUCUUGAAAGAAUUUUAAGGAAGAACAGUAGAAUUACUGUCAGAAACCAUGGAUCAAUAGUAGAUUCUUCUUAUCAAGACCUUACUGUUUCUGUGAGUUCAGAGAAUGCUCUCAGCACCUCAGAUGAGAAUCUCCUGAAAUUUAUAGUCUUCAAUUCUUGUUUUGGCACAUUUUGGACCGUGAUUGCUGGUGUGAUGGAUCCAAAUGCUAUUAAGCAGUUGGAGAAAGAGCAUCUGCUAGAACUGGAGACGGCAGUGCUUCCCAUGCGGAAUGUAUGGGCUAUGGAAGUCCAAUACACGAAUGCUCUUGUUGAGGCCAGGAACAUGAUUGAAGAGUUGAUAAGCAGGUAAUUAUUCAUACUGCGAAAAUUUGCAAGUAUGGCUGAGCUGUUGCUAAAGUUAUGCACUUGCUUUCUUCCCCAACUUUUUGCAAGUGUAACUUCCUGUCGCAUUUCUAAGAUCCGUUGUCCUUGCCUCCCACAUCCAUAAAUUCUUGCUUGGAUGGCCAUUCAGGUGAGAAUCAAUAUAAUGACAAAUCUGGGGACUUUGUACAGACGCAAAACCUGUAGGGUAACUUCAUACAGAUGUACACUAAUGUAAUAUGUACGUGUUGUUUUGACCCUAAACAAAGCUUGAAUGAUGAUCAGCCAACUUCAACACUUCUGGAACUUGGUCAUUGAAGCAUGGUUGAGUUGAUGUACACAUGGGUUAAUGUAAUAUGAUUCGUCUUAUCUCAA